AUAUGCUGUAGAGCAUGCGAAUAGUGUUAAAAACAACUUGUCAUGUACAGAUGUGAAAGCUGCCUGGCCCGUUCCAUCACAAAGUUGUACUGAGCCAACACCAGUAGUUUCAAUGGAUUGGGGAAGAAAAUUAGAGGACAAAACCUAUUCAGAUGUACCUUCAAUAAACGAAGAGGAUUUGUGCAACAUGCUACAAGAAAUUAAGGAUGCCAAUUCUCAGGCAGCUUUAAUGAGACUUGUCGAGCCAUUUGCGUCUGAAAUAAACAAAGAGGAAGCAUUACUUCCUGUAAUAUUCGGGAUCUAUAAUAAAAAACAUGAAAAAAAGACUCUGGAUGAACUUAUUUUAUUAGGAAAAACCAUCCCGAUGGAUGUAGGGAGGGACAUGGCUUCAGAUAUAGAAGUGAAAACUCAAGGACAGAGAACAUCAGAGGAGUGGUAUAGACAAAGGACUGGUCGAAUUACUGCAUCAGUUUUUAAAGAUGUAUGCAAGACAAGCUUAAAAAAACCAUCCUUGUCACUAAUUAAGUUAAUAUGUUACCCUCAAAAAAUAUGCACUAAACAAAUGAAAUGGGGAAUAGAGCAUGAGGAAACAGCAAUUAAUAAAUAUCAUGAAUCCAUGAUAGAAAAACAUGAAAAUUUUUUAGUAAAUAAAGUGGGAUUGGUCAUAAGCGUUACGUGGCCUCAAUUAGGUGCCUCACCAGAUGGGUUUGUAUAUUGCGAUUGUUGCAGAGGAGGU
This is a messenger RNA of Leptinotarsa decemlineata (Colorado potato beetle), 736 nucleotides long. RefSeq lists its product as uncharacterized. Gene Ontology annotation, molecular function: zinc ion binding. The record is from RefSeq and is a predicted model, not a curated record. NCBI's taxonomy places the organism in Eukaryota, Metazoa, Arthropoda, Insecta, Coleoptera, Chrysomelidae.